This is a messenger RNA of Magallana angulata, 3469 nucleotides long. RefSeq lists its product as uncharacterized. Bases 670 to 2262 code for a protein of 530 amino acids. The record is from RefSeq and is a predicted model, not a curated record. Lineage: Eukaryota; Metazoa; Mollusca; Bivalvia; Ostreida; Ostreidae. The transcript is spliced from 4 exons.
GAAGUUUCGUAUCAAUGCGCCAUUGUCAGACGGACUCUCUGAAAAUAGCCCCGGAAGGGUAAAUCAAUCCAGGAAAAAGGAAACUCAUUUUUUUUACGAAAGUUUAAUGAAUUAUGCAUGAUGAACAUCAUACUUACUACACAAAAGCCGGCGGUGAUAAACGAACGAAGAGGGAUGACAAAGCAGUAGAGACAUUUCGUGUAUAUAUAUGAAGGAAUUAACAAAUCACUAUCACUAUCAGUUCAGAGUUAGAGGAAUGUAAGAGUCGCUCUGCAGCGAGCCUGAUACUCAUUUUUGAAUUGUUGUCAUCGGGCACCUAAGGUUAAUGAAAUCCGUGUCACUGGCUACAUGUUAAAUCAGUAACACUAAAGUAAACUUUCCAACUGCAGAAAAUUGUUAGCGAUCGGUGUUCACCUGACCAGCACAGGAAAUAGAUCAACCAGCAAACUGGAUCUGGACGUGAACUUGUUUCCUUUACAAUAUCACCAGUAAGAACUUUGAAUCAAAGAACAGGAAAUAGAGCUUUCGUGCUGUUUUGUGUUAUAUAAGAAAAAAACUUUGGCUCCUUCAUAACAGUUUUCCACACAUGAGAUGGAGUGAAAAUGCAAGCUUUCGAACGUCAUUGUGAGGAUCCAUGGAUUAUAAAUAUACGAUAGUAGGUGUGAAACAAUGUGCUAUCGGUGUGUUCUAUCUUGUGCCCUCUUGAUGCUGUUUCUUGGAUCCGUUUCUGCCCAGCCAAAGUGGACGCACGGGAAGCGAGCUCUGAUGUUAGAGCCCCCUCAGAGAAGUUCUCUGUGGAGAUUCGGCAACGAAACUCCUUUAAAUAUCAACGACAGUGCCCUCAACUGUGGGGGGUUUGAGAGGCAAUGGGAGAGAAACAAUGGCGCCUGCGGCGUGUGUGGCGACCCUGCGGAUGGACCGCAACUCCACGACGAGGGGGGCGUGUACGACAGCAAUAUUAUUGUGAAGACGUACAUAGAGGGCGGGUACGUCAACAUCACGGUGGAGGUGGAGAGCAACAUGCUGGGGUAUUUCGAGUUCCGGCUCUGUGAGAGGAACUCUUCUGACGCCCCGCUCACUCAGGAGUGCUUCGACAAAAACCUGCUGUGGAUCGAAGAGUCCUGGAACUUUAGAUACUAUGUAGGAAGUCAUGGCGGUCUCUUCGAUCUCCAUGUUCGACUCAGUGAGAAUGUGGUGUGCUCGCAUUGUGUUUUACAGUGGAAGUACAGUACAGGACAUAGAAUGGGAGGAAUUAACAAUUGUGCAGAGAUGGGGUCAGGCAGACAAGAACAGUUCUAUAAUUGUGCUGACGUGGCCAUUGUCAAAAAACAAAGUGAUACAAUGUUCGAACGUCCAUUGUUAUCACUACAUGAAAACAUCUACAUAGUGCCACACGAACUAACAUACAACCUUACAAGGGACGAACUGGAAAUACUGAAAGAGGAAAUACGUAAAAUUAGUCCAGGAAUGAAACAAACCAUUCCAAAUGGAUUCCUGGAACCCCUGGAGUUUAAUUUUACAUUCCCUAUGCCCAUUGAUCAAAUGUUUGGGAAACCCCCAACAGAACUGAACCAGCCGCCGUUUUGGUGGCUUGACAACAUGACCAAAAUGGAGCCUCCUCACGUACAUAUCCAUGACCAUCCGUCCAAAGAACCCAAGACACCUCCUCCAGUUAAAGCAGUGCAAACAAGACCGCCCCCAGACAUACUUAGAACGGCGCCGCUCCCUCCCCCUCCCGCUAUAGAAUUAACGUUAGAAGAUGGAAUUAACGAAUCACGGAUAAAAGUGACACGUGACCGGACCAAUGAUAAAGACCGAGUCGCUACCCCUAGAAAAAGUCCCAUGUAUGCUGUCGGCGAUUCAUUCGUCUUUCCCGUGUUCAAGAGGAACCUUGUUCGUAAGCCAGCGACUGUGGCUCCCUCUACAACAGUCAAACCUUUAGUGUCCUCCACCGCAGAGGAAUGUACUGUGUUUUCACCGAAAUUCCGUUGUGUGGGGAAGGGACAGUACAAUGAAACGGAGGGUAUAGUUCAGUGGUGCAUUGACCACUGUCAAAAGGACAGUUGCGUGGACUUUAUGUGUGAGUGUGGGUGUAAUUUGCCCAUUGCAGAGCCAAAGUGCAGGGCCAACGGUGUUUUCCAAAUGAUGCCCAGCAUGAACGAGUGGUGCAUGCGCGUCUGUCAGCCGGGCGGGCUUUGUCCCGCCAAUGUGUGUAAUGUGGAGCUGUGCAUGCCAAACUCAACGGUUCCAAUAACACGAUGAACCUCGUGCUAUGAUAAGUUAAACAUUACGUCCUACAGUGUGUAAAAUGUGCGCGGAAAAAUACUGAACAGAUGCAAUCCAAAACAGUCUCUGUUGGCGCGUGAUCUUUCCAUUGACCACUUGCCGUUUUGUUCUUGGUCCCGGUUUUUCUUGACGUUUUUCGAAGAAACCAUAUCUUCACGAAUUGCACUCUUAAAGUACGGGCUAGAGCCAGGGAUACUGAAACAUUGAAUCCCAGUGUGGCGGGAUGAACAAUAUUGGGCCAUUCUAUAUGUGAUAUUGUUCAGCACUAGAUUACAGUGCUGCUAUUUAUAGGAAAUUUGUUUGUUAUAGCAGAGAUGUAUUUUUGUUUUUUAUUACAUGAAAUGAACAUAAGUUUACCAAAUUUAGCAAGUUAUUUUUGCUAAACAACAUUAAAGUACAAGUGUUAAUCUGCUUCUUAAGUAUAGAGUGUAUUUAAGCACAUGUAGCCCAAGUUACAGAAUUUUCAAAAAAUGUGAAGGUAUUCUUUGACGUUUGACAUUCAGAUGAGAAAUGCAAGCUGGUGAAUCUCAACGCAACAUAUUUAACUAAAAGGCAUCGUUUGUGUUAGGUAAUAACGAGUUUAGGCCUAAUUAUAUUAUUUUCGCAAUUCGUUUUUUUUUUUUACAUAAACUCGUUAAAAAAGAUAUUAACUUAACUUUUAAUUUAUUAAAUGGCUGUUAGACGAGCGUGUGUAAAUGAAUUGUUCUAAGAGGAUUGUCAUGCUUUCUAUAAAUCAAUGCAAAUUAUGAGCACAUUGUUGAUGUAUACAAAUGAACAACAUGUGUACAUGGCUACUUUCUAUGUAUACGCAUGAAUUGUAUGCAUGUAUGAAUAUUGUAAAUGUAUACGAAUGAACAGUUUGUACAUGAGUUGGAAUCAUUACGCAUCCUGAUUGACAUUUCUAUUUAUUAUUCAUUCAUUGUAAGCACGAGUGAUAGAUGGCGCUGUAGUUGCCCUGUUAACUUUGACCUUUGUUCAGUAUGACACACAAUAGCCUUGACCGAAUGCAUUGUUUUAUUAUUUUGUCUGUGUUACCUUGUGUUCUGUUUGUUUGAUUAUUUUGUUUGUGUUACCCAAGUCUUUAUUUUGACAAUACUCGUAGUUUAUAUCGCUUUGUAAUAACUUACAGUACUGCCCAUUGGUUUAAAUAUUGUUCAAGUUUGAUCAAUAAACUUCACUGCUA